AUGAUUGGUGAGAUGAAUAGUGAUGAAAAUUUUUCUAUAUCAAGAGAUGACAUAAUAUUAAGGCACAAAAAAGAGCAAAAAGAUUUACAGAAUACAGUAACCGGUCUUAAGAAACAAGCAUCUAAAAAGACUCGAAAAUCAGUAAAUUCCAAAUGUGAACAACUUCAACAAGAACUAGAUAGAAAGCAUAAGGAAGAACUUACUCAAUUUGAUGGGAUAGAGUCUAAUGAAGAGUCAGAGUUGACUCCAGAACAACUUCUUGCUCAAUUAGACCUCAAGGAGGUAGAAAAUGAUAAGCCAAAAGCUGGUCUACAAUCACAAGAUUCAAUACCCAAAAAGAAACGUAAUAGAGCCAAGGAGAAACUAGAAAAACGAAAGGCUGAAAUAGAAGCUAUGAAAAAGGAAGCCUCGCUAGAAGCAGAAAAUUCAAUAGAUUAUAGACAAAUUGAAAUUGAUUCAUUUAAUCAAUUACUCAAACUUAAUAAUUUGACAUUAUUUGAAAUUAAACCAGAUGGACAUUGUUUAUUUGCUUCAAUACAAGAUCAACUACAAACAAGACUCAAUAUUGCUCAUUCAAUACAAGAAUUACGAGAUAUUUCAGCUAACUAUAUAUUGGAUAAUCGUGAUGAAUUUAUCCCAUUUUUAUUUGAUGAAGAGACUAUGCAAAUUAAAGACGUUGAAGAAUAUUGUAAAGAAUUGAGAGAAACUGCCCUAUGGGGAUCAGAUAUGGAAAUACUAGCAUUGGCUAAAUUUUUCAAUGUUGCUGUUUAUAUAUUCAUGGCAGGAGCUUCUACAAUUAAAAUUAAUCAAUGUAGUGAAGAUAAAAUCUUGAAUAUUGGAUAUUUCAAACAUAGCUAUGGGUUAGGAGAGCAUUAUAAUUCUUUGAGAGAUAGUGUUGAAAGUAAAUAA
Molecule: messenger RNA, 909 nt
Organism: Insectozyma verbasci
Lineage: Eukaryota; Fungi; Ascomycota; Pichiomycetes; Serinales; Debaryomycetaceae
Source: the annotation of a GenBank genome assembly